UUUCGUCCUACUGCCAGCGCCUCCCGCAGCCAACAUGGCGGCUCUACGUGUGUCCUGCGGCGCAGCUGCUUCGUACCGGCUCUUUCUUGGGGGUAGGGUUAGCUCUGCUCGGGGACAGGGCCUCUGGAAAGCCGCGGCUGCUAAGCUGCAGAGAAGUCCCGGAUGCCAGAUAUUAAGGUUAAGACACACCACAGUUGUAACAACAAGGAAAAAUGUUGCGGCCUUAAGACGUGAAACUUACACAGUGGAUUUUAUUAAAAAGCAGAUUGAAGAAUUCAACAUAGGAAAGAGACACUUGGCCAACAUGAUGGGAGAAGAUCCAGAAACUUUUACCCAAGAGGAUAUUGAUAGAGCGAUUGCUUACCUUUUUCCCAGUGGUUUGUUUGAGAAGCGAGCCCGGCCAAUAAUGAAGCAUCCUGAAGAGAUUUUUCCUAAACAAAGAGCAAUCCAGUGGGGAGAAGAUGGCCGCCCAUUUCAUUUUCUCUUUUAUACUGGCAGACAGUCAUAUUAUUCAUUAAUGCACGAAGCAUAUGGAAAGCUACUAGAUGUAGAAAACCGUCAAGACCAGCUGCGAGCCAAAGGUCUGUUUUCAGAAAAAACUAAAGCCAGAGACCCGAUUGGCAGCAGAUGGCUGAUUAAGGAGGAACUGGAAGAAAUGCUAGUGGAAAAACUGUCAGAUCAAGAUUACGCACAGUUCAUUCGGCUGCUGGAAAGGUUAUCGGCGUUGCCGUGUGACGCGGCUGAAGAAGAAUUUGUGGGCAGGUUCCGCAGGAGUGUAACCAUUCAAUCGAAAAAACAGCUGAUUGAGCCUUUGCAGUAUGAUGAGAAGGGUAUGGCCUUCAGCACAGGCCAAGGUAACAGAAAGACUGCAAAGGCAAAAGUGGCUGUUUAUGACCAUGGAAGUGGGAGGAUAGAAGUAAAUGGGGUCGACUACCUGCUCUACUUUCCGGUGACUCAGGACAGAGAACAGCUGAUGUUCCCUUUCCACUUCCUCGACCGGCUUGGAGAACACGACGUGACCUGCACGGUGUCGGGGGGCGGGCGGGCGGCGCAGGCGGGGGCCAUCCGCUUGGCGACGGCGAGAGCCUUGUGCAGCUUUGUCACCGAGGACGAGGUCGAGUGGAUGCGCCAAGCGGGACUGCUUACUGCCGAUCCCCGUGUCAGAGAGCGGAAGAAGCCGGGCCAGGAGGGAGCCCGCAGGAAGUUCACCUGGAAGAAGCGCUGAGUGUCUGGGCGGGAAAGGAGGGGGCGCUGUGCGCCUGGCACGCGGCGGACGCGCAGGAGGCAGGCGCUGGCAGGGUGAAGCAGCACCGUCACACCUUGGAGUUGGGAGCUGAUUUGUGCUAAAUGCAAUGUCGUAAAGGUUACCUUCUCAAAAUCAUUAUUUAAAACUGUUUAGCUUUGUUCUGCUGCUUUACUUUUAAAACUUUUUCAGAAGAGAGCUUUAGAAGCAUAACUCAGAAUCUUGGCACAUUCGACAUGAAAGGAGCAUUCAGCAAAAUCCAAUCAAGAGACUGCCUUUUGCGGACGGAAAGGCCCAGCCCCACACAUCUGACCCAGCAGAGCCGCACUGCUAACUUAAUGACAGGACGGACUUGGACUCACUCGUUUUCCCAGAGAGCAGUUGUUACAGCAUAUCUUUCAAAACUGAGGGAUGAGAGUCCUUGUUGAGAAGAGUGAAGCCCGUGGAGCGUCUUUGUCAGGAGCCCAGCUGAGUCUCUGCGGAGGACAACAGGCCAGUCCCCCCCUCCAAGCCCCCGGCAACCACCAUUCCACUCUCUGUUUCUGAGUGUGACUUUUUUUUUUUUUUUUUAAAGAUUCUACGUAUAAGUGA
Molecule: messenger RNA, 1834 nt
Organism: Delphinapterus leucas (beluga whale)
Lineage: Eukaryota; Metazoa; Chordata; Mammalia; Artiodactyla; Monodontidae
Gene: MRPS9
Product: mitochondrial ribosomal protein S9
Biological process (GO): translation
Cellular component (GO): mitochondrial small ribosomal subunit; ribosome
Molecular function (GO): RNA binding; structural constituent of ribosome
Source: RefSeq, a predicted model, not a curated record